Diaporthe amygdali is the source of this 7101-nucleotide messenger RNA. RefSeq lists its product as uncharacterized. The transcript is spliced from 3 exons. Bases 1 to 7101 code for a protein of 2366 amino acids. The record is from RefSeq and is a predicted model, not a curated record. Lineage: Eukaryota; Fungi; Ascomycota; Sordariomycetes; Diaporthales; Diaporthaceae. Gene Ontology annotation, cellular component: cytoskeleton.
AUGCAGUCGCAGGAUCGCCGACAACCAAUACACGACCCAGACAAGGCACGAACCGGCGAUUUGAAAGUCCACGCAAAGACGUCUUCGCAAGAUCCGUCUCCACCACUUCCUCCUCGUGCUGCUGCACAGGACGGUCUGCGGCACCCUCGGCUAUCCAGCCAAUCCCCUCCGAGGUCCCCAGCCCUCUCGACCGCGUCUACCGCUGACGGCGAGGCGUUGUCUCCGUUCGUUCCCAACCUCCAAGCUCCGCGACUCCCGCAGAGAGCGCUGGAGCUGCUGAGGACCCCGCCGCCGCGCCAAGACCCGAGUGAAGACAGCCAGUACGUUACUGCAAGCUGGGGAAGCCCGUACCCGAGGUCUGAAGAAGCCAAUCUUCAUCGACAGAGUCCUGGCAGCGAUCCGUCAGAAGGCUCGCCAAUACACCGUCUUGAGCUUGACACUCCUUUCUUGCGCCCAGCCCCAUCCUUGGUGGUUUCGCCGACAGAGCAGCAGUCCUCUUCUCUGGCCGCUAUUCUGGUGAACCGCGCUAGACGACCCGGCCCUGCGCGUGGCUUGACAGAGGACUGGAUACGUCAACACACGGCUGCUCACGAGAACGCCGAACCUCGUCAUUGGCUCAGUGACGGUACAGAUAGUGAGUCCUCUUCAUUGAGCGGCUCACCCUCCGGCGACGAGGCAGCGUGGUUGGAAGGAAGGAGUUCGGCCACGCCCCGAGCCAACCUCAACCACCGGCCCACAUCAUCACGAUUGUCUUCCAGGCAACAUCCGAGAGCGCGAUCGAGCACCGAGACCCUGAAGCAAAGUAACGUUGAUCGGCAGCCUAGGAUGGAAACCGAAAAAAUGGCCAAUCUUGGCCCCGAGGGAAUACUGCCCAAAGGCGACGCCGAGAGUUCGCUGCCGACCAACUUCGCCGAACAGCGCCCAUCGACGCCAAAUGGUUCAACUGGACCAACGGGUGUGGAGAGGACAGAGGUAAAGGCCCCGGCUACUCCGUCGAAACCAGAGGUCAAGAAGGCACCUGUAUCGACGCCUCGAAUAAAGAAAAAGGUGCCAUGGAGGGGCAAGAACAUAAUGGUUUUGCUUCCUCGAGAUGAAGAGCGAGGUCAACGGGGCAAGGCCCCCAUUCCUAUGAAGCCGAAAGAAAUUGCGAAUAUGUUUAGGGAUUGGGAGGAGCUGGGAUACGACAUCCGUGGUUUCGACCUGAACGUCCCGACAGAGUACUCGGCUCUUCCGGUAGAGCACCAUUCUAGGAGCAGGGACGAGUGGCCUGAUGUAGAGGAAAUCAGGAGAGAGCGGGAUGGUCGCAAAAUCAAAGUUACCCUACCUGAUCUCGAAGCCUGGAAGCAAUACAUGAAUGAGUUGACUGAGGCCAAGCUCAGGGCUCUGGGUGUAUCACUCGGUGGUGAUGAUCCGCCGCCGCCGCCGCCAUCCAUCUCUCCCAAUCCAGCUGGCCUCAAUCGACGUGCUACGAUAACUCAGUACCCCCCUCUGCCAUUCUCGCCACCGGUUCCAACACCAUCGGCAUCGAGUGCUCAAGGAAUGCAGCAGUUCCCGUUCCCUACCAGUGGUAUCAAUGCAGCUGCAUCUCCAGUCUCAUUCAACGGGAGCUUCAAUCCUCACCAUGCCCGGCAAUCAGUCUCGAUCCCGGCAAGCCAGUCCCCGUUCGGGUUCGUGCCACCUCAGCAGCAGCCUUCGCCUCGGGAUGUGAUGUUCCACCAACAACAAGGGAUGCACCGUGUCUCGCCGUCUCUGUCAACCUCACCCUUCUCGCCUGGCGGUUUCCAGCCUCCACUGAUGCACCAAAGGCACCAGUCGCUUCAGUUCCCUCAGCUACCUCAUCAACAGUUCAUGCAAUCUGCUCGGGCUUCUCCCCGGUUGCAAGAAUUACGUGAGGCGGAUGAGGAAGAAGAGACGAAGAGCGUAUCCAAAACACCCGAGCCAGCACCACAGAUCCGUCAUAAUGCCAGUGACAGCCUCCAGAAGGAAAUCGAUGAAGCGGAGUACCACUUGGAGGAGCAAUUCCGCUCACAGCUCGAGCACGAUGAGGAUUACAGCCCACACAACGAGGACGAAAAGAAACACGCAGCGGCUCAGUCAACCCACGAAUCGCCGGUGCAGUUCGCGCCACAGGCACCACGCUUCGAAAAUGCCGUCGAUAAGAACCUUGUCCUUCAUCAUCCUCGACCUCAUAGUAGAGGUCAUUCACUCUCCCAGAAGUAUUUCGGAGAAGACGACAUGAGAGCCGGCUCGGGCAAAGGUGGUUUCAACAAUUUGAAGCCUAUACAAGACGAUGACAAGGCCGACCAGGACGACGUUGAGACAAACCCCAGUAAUCUCGGAACACCAGUUCUACCAAACUUUGAAGACUCAUCCCAUGAGAGAAACUUUUCCACCAUGAGCAACCCCUGGAAGGAUGUGCAGUCAACCUCGCGGCGGCCGAGCCACAGUAGCAAGCCAUCCUUCUCGAAGCUCAACGUCGCAGCGCCUGAAUUCAAGUUCAACCCCACGAGUUCCUUUCAGCCCGGGCAGUUCAAUUUUGGAAGCAACACCUUCCAACCCGCUGUUUUCCAAGGGGCCUCUGCACCGAAUCCUUUGGAUUCGGAUCACUCGAACCAGUUGAGCCCCCCGGCAGGUCCUUCGCGCAAGAUCAACGUCAAUGCUCCAGUAUUCUCUCCUGGGUCGAGUGAAUUCUCGUUCUCUGCCGCUGGUGCGCCGACGUUCCGACCGAAUGCACCAGCCUUCACACCUCACUCGGUAGCAGGCUCGGUAACAUCCCCGAUACUGUCCGGUAGCGAGAGCGGCAGAAUGACAUCGUCAAUCUUCGGCAGUAUCGACUUGAACAUGCCAGAGAUCUUGAAACCUCCAAAGAAGUCCAAGGCCAUUCCCAUUGUUCGACCAGCUAGUCGCACGUCGAACAGGGACGAGCCAGCUCCUGCUGAGGAUGAAAACGGUCGCAUAAUUGACGAGACACGGGUCAAGAGAUUCAGAGGGGCUAGUGGUGAUGACGAUGAUGAGGGCCCUCAGUUCGCAGAGCCAAACUCAUCCGCUCAAGCAGAACCUAAGAGCACAGAGGAGGAGCGCCCAGCCCGUGACUCUGGAAUUUCGUCGACUAUCCUCUCUGACUCGACGGAGGCCAAGGACAAUACCAGCUUGUCCGAGGUCUCUGCGGACCACAAUACCAAUGUCUGGGCGCCGUUCGAAUUCGGAUCCGAGGCUGAUGUGUCAGCGUUCAACACAGCUAGACCUUUCGGAGACGACGGUUUCAUGGCCCACGGCCACCAAAAAUCGCUUUCAGCGUCGGCGAAGCCAUUUAUUCCUGGCAUGUCUUUUACGACUGACGAUGACGAUAAUGAUAAGGAGGAUACCCCAGUUCCGGGCCAUUUUGAACGGUCCGAGAAGCGGUCUGAUAUGGAAGCUGAGGUGAGCCCUGUAGAAGAGGACCAGAGUCUUGAGGAUAUGCCUCAGGAGUCCAUCGAGAGGGAGCCUUCGCCCAUCAUCAGCCCUGCGGAAGAUGAGAGUUUCCGUGUCGAGACAUUUGCGCCCUCACCUCCGCCGGUGAAGAAAGGUCUUGCUGCAAGCAGAUUCGCCACUAGCCCCUCGCCGCCUAAAGGUUUGGGUGCCUCGAAGUACGCUAGGUCACCAUCAGCUGCAUCUGAAGUUGAGGCUCCCCAUAGCCCACUUGUGAGCGACACGCAAAGGUAUUCGGCGUCUCCAGUUGCUGCGGAAGAUCUGGAGGACACUCAGGACACAAUUCCAGAGUCUGCAAGCCCACGGACGGACCGUGAAGAAGAGCAUGAUGAUGCUGGAGAGCCCACAUUCGAAGAGAUCGAUGCCGUCAUGCAGCACAUCAACGAGAAUGAUCCCGAUCUGGGCGUCAAGAAGAUCGUGGACUCGCCGAGAUGGCACCAGCCAAGCCCGACGCGGCAUAUUCCUGUCGCUGCCAUCACCAAUGAGUCCCCCAAGCGCAGUCACCCACAGUAUCUUCGAGGUGAAAACCCGAGCCCGAGCCCUAGGCACUACCACUUACCACUUGGAGUACACCCGCCUUUGCACACAACUGAAAUGUUGGAGAAUCCGUUUAUAGAUCCUCCAGGCGCCCAAAUCUCUCGGCCCAACACGAGUGAGAGCCAAGCUGCUAGUGAUGACUGGGAACGGGCUUUCAGUGACGAAGAGCAAGUCAAGCUCGAUUCUCGUGCCAACUUCUUCGACGGUAAGGUCAACGAGCUGGUUGGUGGUGUCUUGCAAUCCCGGCUGGAUCCUCUCGAAAGGACAUUAGAGGGAAUACUGCAGACCCUCGCAUCGAUGUCUGGCCGUACGCCGUCGAGCCGCCGCGAACGCCGUAGCGUCUCUGCGGAAAUUCAAGAGAGCGAUGCAGACGAUGAGGAUGAUGAACCAAUUCCACGACGCUCAAUGAGUCCCCGCAGAGACAAGCGAAUGGAGCAGAUCAGAGUCGCCGUUCUGGAUGCAUUUGCUGUUCAACAACGCAGCGCCCCUCCAUUGCCUCCUUUGCCGGGUCUUGCCCAAGACGGUUCAUCUGCCGAGGGUAUGGCUUCAAUCUUGAAGGCGAUGGAAGAGAUGAAGCAACAAUUCAGCGAGUCUCUGCACCUCGACUUCCGAGCCGAAGACCUUCGAAACGUUGUUGAGGAAGCGGUCGAGUCACGCAUGCCUGCCACUCCACCCCAGCCAGUUGCUGUGGAAGGCCAAGAUGAGCUAAGUGAGAAGUAUAACGAACUGCAGGCUCGAUACGCAGAUCUGGAACAGCGUCAUCGUCUGGAAGAAGCCAAGGCUUCAGCAGAAGCAGCAUCGAAAAGCAUGGUGGAAGAUCGAGCAGCCGAACUCGAAAGACAGCUGUACAUGACAGAGGCCAAGGUCGACGCUGAGAUCAUGAACCGCAGCACCAACGAUCAACGUUUCUUGGAUCUCCAGAGUAGACUAAGUAACCAGGAGGCCAUAAACGAAGCAGAAGUCCAGCUUCGGCGAGCAGCUGAAGACAGAUUGUCCGAGGUGCAACGUCUUCUGCGAAUUUCUUCCGAAGAGGAGGUACGGCUGAGGGAGGCACUCGAAGAGAAGGAGGAAAGGCUGAAGAUUUUCGAUGCGAGCCACAGCAAGAACACUAUGCGCCUCGCUAUGCUUGAAGCUGCCGCCGAAAACUCUCAUAAAGAGAGGUUGGAGCUUGAAGACCGCGUCAGUGUCGCUGAAGUAAACGUGCGAGAUUUGCGUCAAGAAUCAGCUCAUUGGAGGAAUGAGGCAGAGCGAGCCAUCCAGCUGUCCGAAAGGCAGAGCGACGACUUGCACCACGCGGUAGAAGAGAACAAGCAACUUCACAAGUUGAUUGAUACUCUUGGCACCCAGCUGAACGAGAAUGAACGGAUGCGCGAUGACUAUAGGUCAAAGUUCCUCUCGCUGCAGGAAGAUAUGGAGAACUCUAUGCGCCACGUUACCGAAGAGAACGCCCGCCGCGCCAAGAAGGAGCAAACGAUGCUUGCCAGACAAGAAGUCCUGGAUGCGAAGCUCCAAGCUGAGUCCAAGACCCGCGAACGUCUGGAGACUGAGCUCGAGAGAUUGGAGGCUGGUGAGCGUCAAGGCAUGAAGGCUGUCAAUGAGGCCAGGAGACUUGACGGUCUAUUGGCAGAGAUGCGGACUGAGAACCAUAAACUUCAGCAAAGCGCCAUGCGCUAUCAGGCUGAGUUCCAGGAAGCCCGCGAAUCUGGGGCACGAGAAGUGCAGCGCACUCGCGAAUCGAUGCAAGCACAGGUCGAGGACGCGAACAACCAGGUCAACGUCGUCCGUGAAGAGCUCGAGGAUGAAAUCUCCCGAUUGCGUGCGCAGCUUGACCAGGCCAAGCUUGAUGCUGAUACUGUCAGGUCGCGGUACGACAUGGUCAUGGAGGAUGCUCAACAGAACAGGAAGGGCGACAUCGACGAGGUCAUACGGAAACACCAAGACGAGAUCGAGGACAUGCAAGCCAAAUUUGAGAGACAACUCAACAAUACUGUUGAGGACGCCCAGCGCGCCGAGUCCAACCUCCUCGAACGCCUCAGUAUAUCGACAUCCAAGUGUGAGCACCUGCAAGAUCGUGUCACUCACUUAGAAGAGAAGCUCGAUAUUGCUAGGGAAGCCGCACGUGCUGCAGCACAGGCCGCCAAGGCAUCUGGAGUUGUUUUGCCCUCUGUUCCGGCUCCUCCUGUCUCAGCAACCAUUCCUGAGCAGCCCGCCGCGACCUCACAGUCGCAGGGACCGCCUCAGUCGGCAGCCGUUGCCAGAGCUAUGCAAUUACCAGAGAAGAUCUCUCCUCAGGCCCUCCGAGAAUCCAUUAUGGUCCUGCAAGAACAGCUCCAGGAGCGUGAGCAGAAGAUCGAGGAGCUUGAGCAGAUUGUGGCGAAGCUAGACCCCGACUCUGAGACGAAGAUCGCAAAGCGGGAUGACGAGAUCGUGUGGCUGCGGGAGCUUCUUGCUGUAAGGCACUCAGAUCUACAGGAUAUUAUCACUGCCCUCGGUCGGAACGACUACGACCAAGAGCGUGUUCGAGAUGCGGCCAUCCGCCUCAAGGCGAACCUGCAGAUGGAGCAGCAAGAACGCGAGAGGGCCAUGAAUGGCGGGUCGGCAAUCAAUGUGCCCAACAUCGCGGCCAGUCUCCGGGAUGCUGCGACGCCUAGAGUUGCUCAAGCUGUCGGACCCCUCGCUGCUGCAUGGGGUAAUUGGCGAAAAGGUAGCGCUCUUUCUAACGUCGCGUCAUCGCCGGCAGCGAAUGUCAACCACACCACGCCCCGGAAAGACAGCCCUGCUUCACAGAGCAGCUUCCUUUCGGGUCUCUUGACCCCACCAGCGUCAGGUGUCCGGCAGACGCCAACACCCGGACAACCGACUGCUUUCUCCAGCACCGGUCGGCGCUUCACAGCUCAAGACCUUGCUAACCGGCCCAAGGCACCGCCUCAACGGCAGGCUCAGAUGAUGCCAGCUCGAGGAGGGAGUCCGGCGCAAAAGCAGCAGAGUUUUUCAAGCGGCCCACAGACGCCGCCGAUGAUGCGGCCCGCGGCUUAUGAUGAUGACGCGAUGGCAGCUGAAGACUUUGACGAUGCUGGGUUCUUUGAUGAUGAGUGA